UUCAUACAUAUGAGAUUAGAUUAAUCGAUCAUAUAGUAAAUAGAACUGAUCAAGAUUUUCGUCGUUGUUCAUGUUCGAGAGAAACAUUAUUGUUGACAACAUAUGGACCGGGAUCAUGGGUUGAAGAAUGGACAAUAUUGACAUGGACGAUUAUUCGUCAAUGGAAACCAUGUGAUGUUAAUGAAUAUAUCUGUGAUAUUCGAUUUGCACAUGAUGGAAGACAGAUUGGAAUGACAGUGGAAAUUCGUGGACAAUCUCAUCAGUUUCAGUUAAGAGAUCGGUCAAUGAUAAACACUUUGAAUAGAAUAACAUUUUCUAAUUCGUUUUAUCCCUAUUUUCUAUUAUCCUUAUCAAAUGGGCAGUGGAUGACUCACGAAUAUGAUAAUAGACAAUUGUAUAUUAUUGAUAAAGGUGGUAAAUUAGAACAAACUGUUACAUGUUGUGAUGAUAAAUAUGUACGCUCCAUAGCUUUAUCUGGUUGCACUUGUUUAGCUGUUUUAACGCGAGACAAAGAACUCUGUCUGUAUGAUCUAUGA
Molecule: messenger RNA, 536 nt
Organism: Didymodactylos carnosus
Lineage: Eukaryota; Metazoa; Rotifera; Eurotatoria; Philodinida; Philodinidae
Source: the annotation of a GenBank genome assembly